Puntigrus tetrazona (Sumatra barb) is the source of this 1165-nucleotide messenger RNA. Its product is annotated as glutathione S-transferase kappa 1-like. Gene Ontology annotation, cellular component: mitochondrion; peroxisome. The coding region runs from base 124 to 798 and encodes 224 amino acids. Gene Ontology annotation, molecular function: glutathione peroxidase activity; glutathione transferase activity. The transcript has 8 exons. Gene Ontology annotation, biological process: glutathione metabolic process. The record is from RefSeq and is a predicted model, not a curated record. NCBI's taxonomy places the organism in Eukaryota, Metazoa, Chordata, Actinopteri, Cypriniformes, Cyprinidae.
UGACAUAGUCACAUGAUUCUAGUGGCUACCUGAUAUAUACUAUAAACUGAACUGACAAUCGUCAUUAAAUUGAAUCAGAUGAAAAAAUAGAACCUGAAAGCGGAGCAGAGGACGACACCAGGGAUGUCUAGUUCCAGAAAAACGAUUGAGCUCUUUUAUGAUGUUAUCUCUCCUUAUUCUUGGCUGGCGUUUGAGGUGCUGUGUCGCUAUAGAAAUGUUUGGAACAUCGACCUCAAAUUCAAACCAGCAUAUUUAUCAGGAAUCAUUUACAGCUCAGGCAAUAACCCCCCUGGAAUGAACCCAAGUAAACUCCUAUACAUGGUCUCAGAGCUGACAUUGCUGUCUCAAUAUUUUGGAGUCCCUAUGUUUCGACCUUCAAACAUUUCUGUGAAAGACUCUUUGAAUGCAAUGCGUUUUGUGACAGCUGUAGCAGAGAGGGGCAGAGAGGGAGACACACUGGAGAGGUUGUCUGUAGAGCUGUGGAAGAGAAAGUUUCACGUUCACCAGGACAUUACCCAGCCUGCCUCGCUUACUGAGGCAGGAUUAAAGGCAGGUCUCUCAGCCAAUCAGGUGGAUGAAUUUUUGACUCUCUCCAACUCUCAGUUAAUCAAAGACAAGCUGAAAAGUGUCACGCAGGAAGCAGUGGAGAAAAAAUGCUUUGGUCUUCCAUUCUUCGUGUGUCACAUGAACGGGAAGGCUGAGGUCUUCUUUGGUUCUGACAAAUUUGAGCUCAUGGCUUAUUUCAUUGGGGAGAAAUGGAUGGGGCCUUACCCUAACAAGCCCACUUCCACAAUGUGAUCACUACUCCUCCAUACUUAAUAUUCAUAUUCAACAUCAAACACAGAAACACACAGAUUUGAAAAGGAUCAUUGGAUUCAAUUUUUCAUUUAGGAUACUGGUGUGUCUGCCAGCUCAGAAAGGUUAAAAAAGAAAACACACAGUUGGUUUGUUAUGGGCUGUCUGAAUAUGAACCAUUGUUGUCCAGUGAACAUCCAGUUUCAAUUUGUACUCAGUUUCUAUGUAGAGCUAGCUUGAAUAAGAUCACAUGCUACAGACACUUCAUGAAGGCCCUGAAGAGUCACACCGACUUGUGCCUGCUACGUCAGAAUUAUACAGAAAUACUCUGUGUUCGUGAUGUUAAUGAAUAAAGGAACAAGGAAAAAUA